GUGAAUGUGUGACGACGAAAAAAUCAUCACCAACCAAACUAAAUCCAGCAGAGACAAAUAGACAUCCAAUCUCUCUGAGCAUUACUCACAUCACAUUUUACUUGCACUCUGUGUAGUGUGUACUCUAACAUUCAGGAUUCAGGCUAAGCGGCGGAUAGAACGUAGAAGACACAAAUUCAAAAUUAUUUGUUUGUAUCAAAUCAACUCAACUGUCGUAGAAGAUUACACUAAAACGUCACAAUAUUGUAAAGUUUCUGCAAUUUGCAAAUUUUCUACUUUCUACAAAGGGGUUUAUUAAUAACGUGUGAAACUAAAGUAUCCUGAACAAUUGAGGAUUAAGACUGAGGAUUUCGCUCAUUUUAAUAACAACAAAAAUGUUUCAAAUGCACACUGAGCUAAGGUCCCUCACGGCCCUUUGCGUGGUAGAAGACGUUUCAAAGUGCCCGUUAGGCUAUACUCCUAUUGUUCGCACUUAUGAUAGUGAGUUGGAUGCAGACCUUUGGAAGGAUGGAUUUUUUGGCCGGCGAGUGACUCGAUACGUUUGCAUUUCAAAAAGCCAAGGUAGACCGGAGCAUGUUAUCCAAGAUGUUCAGAUUUUGCAAGAAAAGGAGCUUCCCCCUGAAGGAUUUUCUCUGGUUCAACAAACUACAGAUUCUAAUCAGAAAGCGUUCAAAAAGAAACAGUUAUGCUAUAAACACUCACAUUUUAAACAAAAUGUGGAAUCCAUUGUGGAUGUUGUAAUUGUGAGCAAAUUGAAGAAUCCACCCGACGGCUACGACCACAUUGGAGAUAUUAGUGGAAUGCACUUUUUAAUCAAAAAAGUGUCCGCAUUGACAAGAUUGUCAAACUCUGGCCCACCCCAUUUGUCCCACAACUUACCAGGUGGAACGGUAUACCCUACGCUUCACGAUUCUAUGAAUAACCUUAGCAUGACAACGAAUGGAAAUGGCGUUCACAGAAACUCGUUGCCUUGUUCAGAAAAUUUUCCAUACUCCAUGCCGAAUUCACCUGCUCACAUGAUGAUACCGGGUAUGAUGGGUCAAGGACAACAACAAUCCUACCAGAAUAACACAGGGACCUAUAGCUCACAAACUAUAGCCCAUUUGACUGGUUUAGAAGGUGUGCCAUUUGUUCUACGUGAUGAUCUUCGGCCAGCAACAGGGCUAGGAAGCGUGGUGAGUCCACGCCCGCUGAAUAAAUGUAGCAUUGAAAUUAAAUCACAUGUGGACGUCGACCGUGAAUACAAGUAUGAUUUUGACGUUGAACGGGAAACAUUAUUAUGGCAAACGUGAGAAAAUAAUUGUCAGCAUCAUCGGCAACGACUGGAAAAUUAAGAGAAAUAUUUUCUACCUAUGUACUACAAACCAACUACCGCAAUGUAUGAUUGGACCUCUAAAUUAUAGCUUACCUUCCGCGUAAUAGAGGAUUAAGCUUUUUAUUCUCAUUGAUAUUUGCAAGUAACAUAAAAACCAGAAUAUUAUGACAAUUAUCAAAUUAUUAUCCAUAUUAUGCCAGUACUAUACAAGCUGUUAUUGUUGUUAUACUACGACUACUGCGAGAAUCGAUAAAUUGCUCUAUGCAGAAAAAUAAAUAUAAGUUGUGUCGAAGUA
Messenger RNA from Folsomia candida, 1610 nucleotides. It is a transcript of the gene Mvb12, whose product is annotated as multivesicular body subunit 12B. Gene Ontology annotation, biological process: virus maturation; regulation of epidermal growth factor receptor signaling pathway; receptor catabolic process. The transcript has 11 exons. The record is from RefSeq and is a predicted model, not a curated record. Lineage: Eukaryota; Metazoa; Arthropoda; Collembola; Entomobryomorpha; Isotomidae. Bases 375 to 1292 code for a protein of 305 amino acids. Gene Ontology annotation, cellular component: cytosol; ESCRT I complex.